GAAAGCUAACAUCAAUUAUACAGAAUUUACGUCAAGAUGCGGUCGAUUUUGAUUACCGGUUGCAAUAGAGGACUUGGACUGGGACUAGUUCAACAUUUACUUCAACUCCCAAAUCCCCCUGAAAAAAUUUUCGCGACAUGCCGGGAUCCUUCAAAGGCUGAGAGACUUCGAGAACUUGCUGAAAAAUCAAAGAACAUUUAUAUCAUCAAAGCUGAUUUGACCAACUUAAAUGAGUAUGAUAGUCUAGUUUAUGUAAUUAAGGAACAUGUCGGAGAUGAUGGUCUUAAUGUAUUAUUCAACAAUGCUGGAAUGGCUACAAAAUUUACUAGAAUUGGGCUAGUUAAAGCUGAACAUCUGACAGAAUGUUUUUUCGUUAAUACCGUCGUUCCUAUUAUGCUUGUUAAAGCAUUUUUACCACUGCUGAAGAAAGCUGCUGAUAAGAAAAAUACUGGCAUGGGAGUUGAUCGGGCUGCAAUUAUUAACAUGACAUCAAUUAUUGGAAGCAUUGCUGAAAAUACUAUGGGUGGAUUUUAUCCAUAUCGAUGCAGUAAAACUGCUUUAAAUGCUGCUACUAAAUCGAUAAGUAUUGAUUUACAAAAUGAUGGUAUUUUGGUAGCUUGUAUGCAUCCAGGAUGGGUGAAGACAGAUAUGGGAGGUGCUAAUGCGCCUCUAGAUAUUGAUACUAGUUGCAGUGAUAUGGUUAAAACACUCAUGAAUCUUUCAGAAAAAGAUAAUGGCUGUUUUCUUCAACAUGACGGUACUACUUUACCUUGGUAAUUGAAAACUUUUUUCAAAACUCUAAAACUAUUUUAAAAAUAACUUGAAUUUAAAAAUAAAAAG
Chelonus insularis is the source of this 840-nucleotide messenger RNA. It is a transcript of the gene sni, whose product is annotated as SDR family oxidoreductase sniffer. The transcript has 4 exons. The coding region runs from base 37 to 777 and encodes 246 amino acids. NCBI's taxonomy places the organism in Eukaryota, Metazoa, Arthropoda, Insecta, Hymenoptera, Braconidae. Gene Ontology annotation, molecular function: carbonyl reductase (NADPH) activity. Gene Ontology annotation, cellular component: cytoplasm. The record is from RefSeq and is a predicted model, not a curated record.